AAACAACUGGAUAGGGCGAAAAAGCGGAGUGAAAAUAAGCUGAUUAUUCUUGACUUCUACAACGAUCGGUGUGGGCCUUGCAAAAGUAUAGCUCCAGUCUAUGAACGUCUGGCUGCGGAAUACAGGGACGUCGUGUUUCUCAAAGUGAACGGAGAUAAAACCAGAGAUGUUUCAACAAUAUUCGAUUUCUACCAUUACCCAACAUUUAUCUUCUUGAAAAAUGGGCGGGAAGUGGACUCAUUCACUGGAGCCAGAGAAGACGUUUUACGUUCCAAAAUCAACCAGUACAAAUGA
This is a messenger RNA of Opisthorchis viverrini, 294 nucleotides long. RefSeq lists its product as hypothetical. Gene Ontology annotation, molecular function: protein-disulfide reductase activity. The annotation marks the transcript as partial. The transcript is spliced from 2 exons. The record is from RefSeq and is a predicted model, not a curated record. NCBI's taxonomy places the organism in Eukaryota, Metazoa, Platyhelminthes, Trematoda, Opisthorchiida, Opisthorchiidae.